This is a messenger RNA of Entamoeba invadens IP1, 423 nucleotides long. RefSeq lists its product as hypothetical. Bases 1 to 423 code for a protein of 140 amino acids. Gene Ontology annotation, molecular function: RNA polymerase II cis-regulatory region sequence-specific DNA binding; DNA-binding transcription factor activity, RNA polymerase II-specific. Gene Ontology annotation, cellular component: nucleus. NCBI's taxonomy places the organism in Eukaryota, Evosea, Mastigamoebida, Endamoebidae. The record is from RefSeq and is a predicted model, not a curated record. The transcript has a single exon. Gene Ontology annotation, biological process: regulation of DNA-templated transcription.
AUGAGUAUUGGGCGCCAAAAAGACUCGGACGGACUGUUAUAUAUUCAGGACUGCCCAGACGCUUUCCACGCGCCAAUUAAAAAGAAUGAAAGUGUCCACAUCAAAAAGCGAAAAGAGUCCAAAAACGAUGCCGACAAAGUCGAGUGGACUCCCGAAGAGGAUAAAAUUCUUUUAGACAAACAACAAGUCUUAGGAAACAAAUGGAAGUUAAUUAGUACUUUUCUCCCCGGGAGAGCACCAAACUCAGUGAAGAACCGGUAUUUCUCACAUUACCUUCGAAACACACAUCAGCGGCAAAAGAGGUUUAAAGGGCAUUGGGUCAAGUCGGUCGGGGAAGAGGAAGGUAUGACCUUUGGUGAUAAAAAAGAACUUGACUCCGCUUUCAAACCAGUCAGCAAAGAGUUGUUUCAAGUCAUUUAUUAA